CUCCUCUUUUUGCAGAGUUUGCAUUUCAUUUUUCCUUGAAGCAAUUCCAUUUUCAUUAAAAGUCUGUUUGGUGUGCAGUGUCAUGAUAACCUAAAACCAUAGACUACUGCGGCGUUACUACUGCGUUACUGCGGCCCGUCCACAAACCCUAACACCCAGCGUAGUUCAAGAUGUGCUGCCGCUGCCGGGCCAGACCGGAAGUUGAAGCACAGCGAACUCCGCCGCGGAGCGCACUAGCGCCCUAGCACCCUGAUCCUCAUUUCUUGUUCACACGAUUCAAACCAAUAGUUUUGAUGUUUUGAAUCAGGUAUUUCAUCUUCCUUGUUAAAUUGACAAAGCACAGCUUCUGUAUCUUCACUGAUAUACAAUUAAAAUAUUAAAACCGUAAUAAAGUGUUAAUGCGCUGCAAAUCGGGAUCCGGCUGGAGCACUACGCAAGACACGCCCCUUCAUAGCAUUCACGUGCUACGAUUGGCCAUGAGCCUGUCACGUGCAUCUCGGCUGAAAAUGGACAUGAGGAGAAGCAAACGAAAGAAGAUGGGGUCCCGCAAGCGUUUGUUGUCAGAAUUCCUGACCCCAGAAGACGCCAUAACCCGCUACAAGCGUGUUCUUGAGGCGGUGAAUAAGGGCAACAAUAAAACGGCGGCUUACAGAGCGGUAGGAGUGGACCGCAAAACCAUUGCCGACACUGCAGGAAUUGCAAAACUGCAUGCUGUGAACCCGGGCAUCUUCCAAGAUAUCCGGGGAACACUGAAGAAGGGGGAAACCCUUCUCCGUUUCUCGGAGAUGUGUAAGUCUGCCAUAAAGGACCAACAUUUAGAGGGGAAGGUCCAGGACUUAAAGACGAAUGGAGGACUAUUAUCCAUUAAUCCAAAGGGGAAGUGA
Molecule: messenger RNA, 884 nt
Organism: Trematomus bernacchii (emerald rockcod)
Lineage: Eukaryota; Metazoa; Chordata; Actinopteri; Perciformes; Nototheniidae
Product: coiled-coil domain-containing protein 106-like
Exons: 2
Coding region: 399-884 (161 amino acids)
Cellular component (GO): nucleoplasm
Source: RefSeq, a predicted model, not a curated record